Messenger RNA from Knipowitschia caucasica, 1608 nucleotides. NCBI's taxonomy places the organism in Eukaryota, Metazoa, Chordata, Actinopteri, Gobiiformes, Gobiidae. The record is from the annotation of a GenBank genome assembly.
AUGCAGACCGGACUAACAACUCCUCUCAGUUUUCUCCAUUGUGUUGUGACAGUGGUGGCUCUUAUUGACUCCGAUGACGUCAUCAGCCGAGACGAGCAGAUCUACGUCCUGAUUGGUGCUCACGCCAGAUGUGAGCGCAGCAUCCGGGCCCAGAAGCCUCCUCUCUCCGGUGAGUGUCCGGAGGAGUGGGAUGGGAUCAUCUGUUGGCCUCGGAGCAGAGCAGGACAAGUCGUGUCAGUCCUGUGCCCAGAAUACAUCUACGACUUCAACCACAAAGGUCGAGCAUACCGCAGAUGUGACAGUGAAGGAUUCUGGGAGCAGGUUUUCAGCAUCAAUCGCACAUGGGCAAACUACAGCGAGUGCACCACAUACCUGACCUCCAACCAGCGCAGCCAGGACGAGAAGGUGUUUGAGCGCCUGCACCUCAUGUACACAGUGGGUUACUCUGUCUCUCUGGCCUCUCUGCUGGUGGCUGUCUCCAUCCUCUGCUACUUCAAACGCCUCCACUGCACUCGCAACUACAUCCACAUCCACCUCUUCACCUCCUUCAUCUGUCGGGCCGUCAGUAUCUUUGUGAAGGACGCCGUUCUUUACUCCAUCGCAGAGGAAGGAGAGACAGAGUUGGAGCUCACAGGACAGAAGCAACACAUGGCCUGGUGUAAAGUCGCAGUCACCUUCUUCUUCUACUUUUUGGCCACGAAUCAUUACUGGAUCCUGGUCGAGGGCCUGUACCUGCACAGUCUGAUCUUCAUGGCGUUUCUCUCUGAUAAAAACUACCUCUGGGCUCUCACCAUUAUUGGAUGGGGAGUUCCAGCUGUGUUUGUGUCCAUCUGGGUCAGUGCCAGAGCGUCAUUGGCGGACACACAGUGCUGGGACAUAAGUGCUGGAAAUCUCAAGUGGAUCUAUCAGGUUCCCAUUCUGGCAGCCAUUGUUGUGAAUUUCCUUCUUUUUGUCAACAUCAUCCGAGUUUUAGCCUCGAAACUGUGGGAGACCAACACCGGCAAACUGGACCCGAGGCAACAGUAUCGGAAGCUGCUGAAGUCCACGCUGGUCUUGAUGCCUCUGUUCGGAGUACACUACAUGGUGUUCAUGGCGCUGCCCUACACUGAGGUGUCGGGGCUCCUGUGGCAGGUGCAAAUGCAUUAUGAGAUUUUCUUCAACUCUUCACAGGGUUUCUUUGUGGCCUUCAUCUAUUGUUUUUGCAACGGAGAGGUGCAGGCGGAGGUGAAGAAAGCGUGGCUGCGGCGGAGCUUGGCGCUGGACCUCAAACAGAAAGCCCGGAUCACCAGCAGCGGAGGCAGCUGCUACUACGGCGGCAUGAUGUCCCACACCACCACACACAGCGUCUCCGCCUCCCACCAUCGAGCCCCCUCCUUCACCGGAGCCACAGUCACUGCAGGUGCCAGCUACGACAGGGGCCAACCGCUCUGCCUCACCUCCGUCCAUCCACACAGCAGCCUUCCUGGAUUGGUCCCAAGUGAGUCAGAGGCCCACCGCUCAGAGUCAGCCAGGAAUGACCAGCACGGAGAGGAAAACCUGCUCAUACCGACACAGGAAGUAGACCAAGACAGUUUCUCAUCUGUGAAAGAAAUUGAGACCAUGUUUUAA